AAAAACAGAAGGAAAAAAAAAGGAGCGUGAAGAGUGACUCGCGACCCCAAAACCCUAACCCCUGUAACUCUCGGCGGCGGCGGCGAUGGCGGACAACGCCGGACGAGCGGCGGCGCUGAAGGACCAGGGGAACGAGCAGUUCAAGACGGGGGGAUACCUCAAGGCCGCCGCGCUCUACACGCAGGCCAUCAAGCUCGACCCCGACAACCCAACUCUAUACAGCAACCGAGCUGCUGCAUUUUUGCAGCUGGUUAAGCUUAAUAAGGCACUUGCUGAUGCUGAGAUGACAGUAAAGCUCAAGCCACAAUGGGAGAAGGGUUAUUUCAGGAAAGGAUGUGUUUUGGAGGCCAUGGAGCAGUAUGAGGAGGCAAUAUCUGCUUUUCAAACAGCAUUGCAGCACAAUCCACAAAAUACAGAAGUCUCGAGAAAAAUCAAGAGGCUUACUCAGUUAGCAAGGGAGCAGAAGCGAGCUCUUGAUGUGGAGAACAUGCGAUCCAAUAUUGACAUUGGGAGGAACUUGGAGUCUCUGAAAACCGAGCUGGCUGCUAAGUGUGGCGAUGCAGAAGUGGGACAAAAUAUCUUCUCAUUUGUUAUCAACGUGAUUGAAUCAGCGAUAAAGGCUUGGCAUGAAGCUGGAAAAGUGGAUGCAAAGGUCAAUUUUCUUCUUGAUGAUCAGAAGACCGAUACUGAAAAAUAUGCUCCAGUGGUUAACAUUGAUAAGGCCUUUGAGUCACCCCACACCCAUAGCAGCUGCUUCGAAUAUUUGCGGCAAUAUUCUCAGGAUUCUUUUUCGAAGGUUGCUUGUAUGGUGGCACCUAAGAGCAUCAUCUCAUACCCACAGGUCUGGAAAGGGCAAGGAUCAAGAAAAUGGAAGCUUGAUCAGAGUGAUGGGUUCUUUGUACAAUUUGAAUCACCAUUUUUACGGAAGAUUUGGUUUGUUCCUAGCACGACAGAAAAGGGACGGACAUUGUGCAGGAGUCCUGAGCCUUUGGACAUUACCAUCCAUGAAAUCCUCCCUCGUAUAUUCAAAGAAACUGAAACUGUUUGAAAGCGACAAAUGCGCAGUGGGUCUCCUUGAUUCUACCCCUGGUGCAUGGUCCAUAAUCCGUGCUUGAUCCGUAAUCCUCCUGCUUGGUUAUCGAGAAGGGCGGUGUAUUUUCUCUUGCGAGAAGAAUGAAAUGCCAGAUUUUGUAAAACGUAGGUCGGUCGAUCAAUCUGUAUCGGUGUCCUGCACACCCAAGCACUCCCAACUCUGUGCAGAUGUUUUUACUGUAUACAAGUGAUGUGUUGGAGUGCACACAAACAGGCUUUGGUGGGGUUGCAUUUCUUUCAUUCAUCAAAAAUUCUCCUGGUAUAAUUUAGACGCUUCUUCUCUGAUUUAUCAUGUUUUGUGGCUGGCCCCAUAUCAUUACUAAUGCUCUUUCCAGAACAAUUUAUUAAUCGUGCUUAGAGAAAAAAAAGAGAGAAUAUUUUUGUUUCA
Messenger RNA from Brachypodium distachyon (stiff brome), 1480 nucleotides. Its product is annotated as stress-induced-phosphoprotein 1. NCBI's taxonomy places the organism in Eukaryota, Viridiplantae, Streptophyta, Magnoliopsida, Poales, Poaceae. The transcript is spliced from 8 exons. The record is from RefSeq and is a predicted model, not a curated record. Gene Ontology annotation, molecular function: Hsp90 protein binding. Bases 86 to 1048 code for a protein of 320 amino acids.